ACUUGAUGUGGAACUUUUUUAACAAGUUCAGGUCAGCCAUUGCUUAGUUUGAAGUUUAACAAGCAUAGAAGAGCUGUUGUACACGAUAUUUAAACUUACAAACCUGUAUAUAAUUCAUAUAAAUAAAUUCAACUUCUGUUAAACUAACUUUCUGAAUUUCACAUUUAGACCUGUUGCUUUGUAUGUUUGUUGAAUAGUUCUUUCCUCCAUAUCACAAGCCCUUGAGGCUGAACCAAUAAAGCAGAAUGAAACUGGCGGACAGGUUUUACCCUAAAAUUUCGAUUAAUCUUGCAUCAUGUGAAGUUUUUUUUUUUUUUUUUUUGAUCUUUUAUUGAAAGCAAGUAGAACCUGCUAAGGGAUCUUUUUUUUGGAUCUUUUAGAACAUGACACUAUACCCGUUAGUUGUAGUUGCAUCACAUUUCCUCCCAAAGCUUGCUAAGGGAUUCCACCACAACAUUGUCAUAUCGGUAGACAUGGCGAACUUCAGUAGGCCCAUUGCUCCCAGGUUGAACCUGCAGUCAAGUCUAUACAUUUUAUGGUGUGUAUUGACUGUUUUUUUCUUGAACUCCAUGUUUAACAUCUAAUGUUAUGGUGUAGAUAGAGGAAGAAAGAGAAUUUCCCACACUCUUUUUCUGGUGAUAUUAUUUUAAGAAAAAGUCAACCUUAUAAUACUUAGUAGGAUGCCAUUACUUAGGGAUAUCCUGCAUUAUUAGUGGGUAACCAUGAAGGCUCUUAGUACUGACCUAGUCUUUGUUUGAACUUUGUUAUCAUCAUAGUGGUUAACCAUGAAGAAAAUACAUAAAUAUUGAGGAGGAUGGGAUGUCACAAUUGCACUAUAAAAACCAGAGAUCUUAACUCAACUAUGCAACACAAGUCUUAGUUCUAUCCUUUCUUUUCUCUCCAAGAAUCACAAUGAGAAGCUUUAGGAAUUUGGGGCAAUUGCCUCUAUUAGCAUUUGCUUUGGCAAUUUGCUUUGUAGCUAGCACUGUUGUUGCUGAUUACUCUUAUGGCUAUAGUUCUCCUUCACCUACUUACACCUCUAAGAAGUACUACAAAUCACCAUCUCCAUCUCCAUACUACAAGAAACCGGAGAAACAUGCUGAAUAUUCUCCGUCACACUAUUACAAGUCACCGGUGCCUUCCAAGCACGACUAUUACAAGUCUCCUACUCCUUCAAAGCAUUACUACAAAUCACCAGUAGUAGUGAAGUAUUACAAAUCACCAGUUCCUUCAAAGAAGUACUACAAAGCGCCUUCCCAUCCAAAGAAGUACUACUACAAGGCACCUUCCCAUUCAAACAAGUACUACAAGGCCCCUGCUCCUUCAAAGAAAUACUACAAGUCACCUGCCCCUUCAAAGAACUAUUACAAGUCACCAUCCCCUGUAAAGUACUACAAAUCUCCUUCACCUGCAAAAUACUACAAGUCACCUGCUCCAUCAAAGCACUAUUACUACAAGUCACCAUCCCCUACAAAGUACUACAAGUCUCCAUCGCCUGCAAAAUACUACAAGUCGCCCGCUCCAAAGCACUAUUACUACAAAUCUCCAUCGCCUGCAAAAUACUACAAGUCGCCUGCUCCAUCAAAGCAUUAUUACUACAAGUCACCGUCCCCUGCAAAGUACUAUAAAUCUCCGUCACCUGCAAAAUACUACAAGUCACCAUCCCCUGCAAAGUACUAUAAAUCUCCGUCACCUGCAAAAUACUACAAGUCACCAUCCCCUGCAAAGUACUAUAAAUCUCCGUCACCUGCAAAAUACUACAAGUCACCUGCUCCAUCAAAGAACUAUUACUACAAGUCACCAUCCCCUGUAAAGUACUACAAAUCUCCAUCACCUGCAAAAUACUACAAGUCACCUGCUCCAUCAAAGAACUAUUACUACAAGUCACCAUCCCCUGUAAAGUACUAUAAAUCUCCGUCACCGGCAAAAUACUACAAGUCACCUGCUCCAUCAAAGAACUAUUACUACAAGUCACCAUCCCCUGUAAAGUACUAUAAAUCUCCGUCACCGGCAAAAUACUACAAGUCACCUGCUCCAUCAAAGAACUAUUACUACAAGUCACCAUCCCCUGUAAAGUACUACAAAUCUCCAUCACCUGCAAAAUACUACAAGUCACCUGCUCCAUCAAAGAACUAUUACUACAAGUCACCAUCCCCUGUAAAGUACUAUAAAUCUCCGUCACCGGCAAAAUACUACAAGUCACCUGCUCCAUCAAAGAACUAUUACUACAAGUCACCAUCCCCUGUAAAGUACUAUAAAUCUCCGUCACCGGCAAAAUACUACAAGUCACCAUCCCCUGUGAAGUACUACAAAUCUCCAUCACCUGUAAAAUACUACAAGUCGCCUGCUCCAUCAAAACACUAUUACUACAAGUCACCAUCUCCAUCACAAUAUUACAAAUCACCCGCUCCCUCUAAAUACUAUAAAUCGCCGCAGCCGCCGCCACCAACAUAUUACAAGUCACCAGUUUAUUACAAGUCUCCACCACCACCACCAGCUUAUUAUGAGAAAUCACCUUCUUACUACAAGUCCCCUCCACCUCCACCAUACUACAAAGAAUCUACGCCUUACUACAAGUCCCCUCCACCUCCACCAUACUACAAAGAAUCUACGCCUUACUACAAGUCCCCUCCACCUCCACCAUACUACAAAGAAUCUACGCCUUACUACAAGUCCCCUCCACCUCCACCAUACUACAAAGAAUCUACGCCUUACUACAAGUCCCCUCCACCUCCACCAUACUACAAAGAAUCUACGCCUUACUACAAGUCCCCUCCACCUCCACCAUACUACAAAGAAUCUACGCCUUACUACAAGUCCCCUCCACCUCCACCAUACUACAAAGAAUCUACGCCUUACUACAAGUCCCCUCCACCUCCACCAUACUACAAAGAAUCUACGCCUUACUACAAGUCCCCUCCACCUCCACCAUACUACAAAGAAUCUACGCCUUACUACAAGUCCCCUCCACCUCCACCAUACUACAAAGAAUCUACGCCUUACUACAAGUCCCCUCCACCUCCACCAUACUACAAAGAAUCUACGCCUUACUACAAGUCCCCUCCACCUCCACCAUACUACAAAGAAUCUACGCCUUACUACAAGUCCCCUCCACCUCCACCAUACUACAAAGAAUCUACGCCUUACUACAAGUCCCCUCCACCUCCACCAUACUACAAAGAAUCUACCCCUUCCUACAAAUCCCCACCACCUCCACCAUACUACAAAGAAUCUACCCCUUACUACAAGUCCCCUCCACCUCCACCAUACUACAAAGAAUCAACCCCUUCCUACAAAUCCCCACCACCUCCACCAUACUACAAAGAAUCAACCCCUUCCUACAAAUCCCCACCACCUCCACCAUACUACAAAGAAUCAACCCCUUCCUACAAAUCCCCACCACCUCCACCAUACUACAAAGAAUCAACCCCUUCCUACAAAUCCCCACCACCUCCACCAUACUACAAAGAAUCUACCCCUUACUACAAGUCCCCUCCACCUCCACCAUACUACAAAGAAUCAAUCCCUUCCUACAAAUCCCCACCACCUUCACCAUACUACAAAGAAUCAACCCCUUCCUACAAAUCCCCACCACCUCCACCAUACUACAAAGAAUCAACGCCUUCCUACAAGUCCCCACCACCUCCUCCAUACUACAAAGAAUCAACCCCUUCCUAUAAAUCACCUCCACCUCCCCCAUACUACAAGGAAUCUACACCUUCAUAUAAAUCUCCUCCACCUCCCCCAUACUACAAAGAAUCUACGCCUUCCUACAAAUCCCCACCCCCUCCACCAUACUACAAAGAAUCUACCCCUUCCUAUAAAUCACCUCCACCUCCCCCAUACUACAAAGAAUCUACACCUUCCUAUAAAUCACCUCCCCCUCCACCAAAGUACUAUGAGCAAUCUCCUAUAAAAUACAACUCACCACCUCCACCAUCACCAAUCUAUUAUUAGCAAACUCCCACCUAUGCCUCACCCCCAUCCUCGCCAACGUACAACUAAACAUUCAAUAACUCUACUGUUCCCAUGAUUUUUACGGUCUAUUUUGAUUCCAUUUCCCUUCCAAAAUUUUAAUGUAUGUUAGUCGAAAUGAUCGACUUUAUUUAUCGUGUGUUCGAUAUUAUUUUGUUCAAAUAAUUUAUAUGAUGUAUUACUUGAGAAUUAAUUAAGUAUUCCUCAUUGUAUCAAGAUUAAUAGUUUGUUAUUUAUCUUCUCUUCUUUGUGUAAUAAUUUUGUAUUCAAAUUAUUAAUUGAAAUGAGGUGGUAUUGUCCCUA
Messenger RNA from Solanum pennellii, 4278 nucleotides. Its product is annotated as extensin-2-like. Lineage: Eukaryota; Viridiplantae; Streptophyta; Magnoliopsida; Solanales; Solanaceae. The transcript has 2 exons. The record is from RefSeq and is a predicted model, not a curated record. Bases 913 to 3957 code for a protein of 1014 amino acids.